Hypanus sabinus (Atlantic stingray) is the source of this 2797-nucleotide messenger RNA. Its product is annotated as alpha-centractin. The record is from RefSeq and is a predicted model, not a curated record. Lineage: Eukaryota; Metazoa; Chordata; Chondrichthyes; Myliobatiformes; Dasyatidae. Bases 62 to 1192 code for a protein of 376 amino acids. The transcript has 11 exons.
GCUCCGGCUGUAGUGCGGCGCAUGCGCAGUCGUGGCCGGGGUUAGGCACCGUCGGUGCGGGAUGGAGUCGUACGAUGUGAUCGCUAACCAGCCGGUGGUUAUCGACAACGGUUCUGGAGUUGUUAAAGCUGGUUUUGCAGGUGAUCAGAUUCCAAAGUAUUGCUUCCCUAAUUAUGUGGGAAGACCUAAGCAUGUACGUGUUAUGGCUGGUGCCCUGGAAGGAGACAUUUUCAUUGGACCAAAGGCUGAGGAACACAGGGGCCUAUUGACCAUCAGGUAUCCAAUGGAACAUGGAAUUGUAAAAGACUGGAAUGAUAUGGAGCGGAUUUGGCAGUAUGUGUAUUCCAAAGACCAACUGCAGACUUUCUCAGAAGAGCAUCCUGUACUCCUCACAGAGGCUCCUUUGAAUCCAAGAAAAAACCGUGAACGAGCUGCUGAGGUUUUCUUUGAAACUUUCAACGUGCCUGCUUUGUUCAUCUCAAUGCAAGCUGUACUUAGUCUGUAUGCCACAGGUAGGACUACAGGUGUGGUGUUAGAUUCAGGUGAUGGAGUCACACACGCAGUUCCUAUCUAUGAAGGAUUUGCAAUGCCACAUUCCAUCAUGAGGAUUGACAUUGCUGGACGCGAUGUGUCUCGCUAUUUGCGCCUCUUCCUUCGAAAGGAAGGAUAUGAUUUUCACACAUCUUCAGAGUUUGAGAUUGUGAAAACAAUCAAAGAGCGUGCCUGUUAUCUGUCAAUAAAUCCACAAAAAGAUGAGACUCUAGAGACAGAGAAAGCCCAAUACAUUCUGCCUGAUGGAAGCACAAUUGAAAUAGGACCUGCGCGCUUCCGGGCUCCAGAGCUUCUCUUUCGGCCCGACCUGAUUGGCGAAGAAUGUGAAGGAAUCCAUGAAGUUUUGGUAUUUGCAAUCCAGAAGUCUGACAUGGACUUAAGGCGAACACUUUUCUCUAACAUAGUUUUGUCAGGAGGAUCGACUUUGUUCAAAGGUUUUGGGGAUAGACUGUUGAGUGAAGUAAAGAAAUUGGCACCAAAAGAUAUAAAAAUAAAGAUUUCUGCUCCUCAGGAGAGACUAUACUCAACAUGGAUAGGUGGUUCUAUUCUGGCAUCACUUGAUACAUUUAAGAAAAUGUGGGUGUCGAAAAAGGAGUACGAGGAAGAUGGGGCCAGAGCGAUCCACAGGAAGACAUUCUAAAGUACUUGGCAGAAUCUGUCCAGACAAACUCACUAUGAUGUAACCGUUCUUGUCUGGGUAUGGUGUAUGCCUGUGAGAUGGAGAAUGUGUGUACAUGAGAUUAGAUGAGAUAAAAGGACUGGGUUUUGGAAUGUAUACGAUCAAAGUAUGAGAGUUUUAUCCAUUUUAGCUAUUUUCUAUUUCCCCCUUCCACUACCUUCUCCGUUUGCAUUGUCAUUCACAGCUAAUACAUUAAUACAUUGUCCAGCCUUUUACACAAGAAUGUGCCUAGCGUAUUUGGACACAUCCACUGUCUUAAUUUCAUUGGAAGCUUUGAUAAGAGAAUCGAGCAAAUGAUGGAAGAGAUGAGGGCUCCAGAGUUUGAUGUGUGACUGUUGAAAUGUGGUAUGAAUGGAAAUUUUUAACAGGCCUUGUUUCUAUUGCUUUUGAGACUGGUAAAGGAUUUAUAACCUAUUGUGCGUAGACAAACUGCACGCCCUGAUGUCCCUGAAUUUUUUAAAAAAAUAUAUCAGCAUAGCUCUGUAUGAAAAGUGUAUAUAUAUCCCAGCGCUUUCUCUUUGUCUCCCAGAACACUAACAUAUACUGCUUGUGUGCCCACUAGAUGAGGUAUCUACACCUGCUGGAUACAAGCAUAUUGUGCUAUUUAACCAAGUGUUCAUGGCCCAGCAGGAAAAUUCCAUUGGGAGAGGGAAAAAAACCCACGCGUUUAAGUGGCAUGUAAUAUAAUUUAAGUUAUUUGUUCUUCUGUAAAUGUCUUAAGAUAAGCCAACACAAGUUGCCACAUGCAAGCAUUGUUGUCCGUAACAGGCGAGAGUAGAUGCAAUGGGUCUUGAGGCUGAUCACUGAUUAAAUGUUGUGCAGAUUGCCACCACACUUACUUUCUACAUCACUCUUGUUUGGAAACUAACGGUAUAAGGAAAGGAACACAAACGGUGGUUCUGUCUGAAUUGGAGUAUUUAUUUACCACCAUGGUCACUGCAGGUGGCAGAUGGGAAGGUCAGAGUACAGCGAUGAAUGGGACAUUGCAAUUUACUUUUUCCAGAAACAGGAACUAAACUCAAACCUAGGCCAGAGCACCUUCCUGUUGAAAACACUCAUAAUGUUUAGCAUGAUAAGAACAAAAUAGUGUUUAAUUUUAGACUGAGAAGAAAAGCCUUGUAAACUGCUGUGCCACUCGAAUCCACAGGAGUAGUAAUCCAUGACGUUAUAAGUGCCAGCUUUUUUUUUUGUUUAGAUGUGCAGUUGUUAAAGUUGACUGCAAAGAAGGGAACUGCUGAAUGCUACUGACAGGUUCUGCUCAGAGUAAAUAUAGUCAAACUUAAUUCUAUAGCGUUCGAUGGAAUGGUAAUAAAUGUUUAGAUUUUUUUUGACCUAAGCACAUAUGUCUUGGCAAGUGACCAAAUUUGACUGAAGACCACUGGCAUUAGUUUGUCAUGACUGCUGUAGAUCUAGGUCCCUGUAUGAUGGUAAACAGUUUUAAUCGGUCCAUUCCAACUAGCUUUUACUAUAUUAUCAUCCAAUGUUUUACCAUGCAGAAGUAUUGCAAACUGUGCUGCCAAGGUGAUGCCACGGACUGGAAAAUGUUAAUAAAACUCUUCAAAGAGA